GGUUUUGAUCCUUCUGGCCUCUCCCUCUCCUUUACUGACUCUUCUACAAUAAAGUCAUAUUUCCCAAUAAAGCUAAAGUAUGGUCGCUAAUUAGCAAACAUCAGUAUGGAUAACAAGGAGGAAAGGAUCUCUGAAAGCACUGACAGGAGGGAGUUUUCCAACACGGCCAAAGCAGACUAUCCAAGGAGGCCACACCAGCAAUGGCAUCAGGGCAAGGCUACAGAGGGCGGCCACCACAGACCGGGUGGCCUCAAGCGGGCCCUCUACUACAGCGAGAACACCAACAGAGAGCUGGCCGCCCAAAACGUCGCCUUGAGGGAGCAGAUGGACAGUGAUCGCAGACGACACCACGAGGACAGGCAGAAGCUUCACAAGGCUCUGGACGAAGCUCGGACAGGACGCACCACGCCGGAGAUGGAACAAAAGCUCCGGGAAAAGGAGAACGAGAUGAGCACCCUGAAGAACGCGCUGGCCGUGGCUCAGGCGGAAACGGUGCAGGCCCGGAAGUACUGGAUGGAGGAGCACGAGCUGCUGAAGGCCAGGGAGGACGGCUCUGAGAGCAUGGUGGCGGCGGUGAACGCCGAGUGGCAGCAGUGUUGGGUGCUGCGCGAGCAGGAGACGGCGGCCCAGCUGCAGGCUCAGUGGGAGAACAUGCAGUGGCAGAUCGAGGAAAUGGAGGCCCUUUUCAACUCCAAGCUGGAGAACAUGCAGAGACACAGCAUGGACACCUCUGACUACUUCAAGACGGAGAUGGAGCGCCUGCAGUGGCACAUGGGCUGCAGCAUGCAGGAGAAGGACGAGAUCGUCGCAAAGCUGACCAAUGAGAACUGCAUCCUCGUAGCGGAGAACGGCGCCGUGUCUGGCCAGCUUCUCAAACUUGAAGAAGAGACGGCGGAGCUGCAACAACGUCUCUACUCUCUGACGGAGGAGCUGAAAGCGAAGCCGGAAGCCAAGAAGGCUGCUGUUGGCGAGGAGCCGCCCGCAGCUGUAACCUCCAUCAAGGAGACAGACCAGGAGCUCCAAGAGGCUGUGGAGCUGCAGUUAGACCAGGAGCUCCAAGAGGCUGUGGAGCUGCAGUUAAAUCAGGACGAGGUGAGUAACCUCCAGGUCUCUCUGGAAGCAUCCAGGAAGGAAACGGCCAACGUCAGGAAGUACUGGAUGGAGGAGUGUGAGCAGCUCAGAAAGACGGCGGCGGAGAACACCAAAAACACGGUCGCCACCAUCGACGCGGAGUGGCAGCUCUUUAAAAGCGAGUGGGAGCGCAUGCAGACGCACAUGAGGCAGACCUUGCAGGGGAAGGAGGACCUGCUUGCCAAACUGCAGCAGGAAAACUCUUCACUGGCGGCACAGAACAUGAAGAUGACAUCACAAAUGCAAAAUUGUCAACUAAAAGACACGGAGGAGCUGCGGAAAGAUGUGUUGGAGGGUCAGUCGAAAGCUGAGGAUGCGCUUCAAACAAGCAUUUUGUAAACAGUCUGCAAAAGUAUUUGAGUUGUUGAAAACUGGUCAAAAAAACUCUUGAGGUCAUACGAACGCAGUUGGGACCGCCAUCUUGUUUGUCCACUUCAUCUCAGUGAGCGGCGAAAAUACUUUUUUGUUUGUGUGAUGCAAUCACAGAAGUGUGCCAGUGAUGUCACAGAGGACAUGUGUGAUGAUAACCAUAGAUCCAUUGCUGUCCUGAACACCCAGUACAAUAUGACCGAGUCAAGGAAAAUUCAUCUACUGUCGCUUAUAUAAUCAAAGGAUAAGCAGAGAUUGUGUUUUUUAAAAAACAUUAUUAUGACUGUUAAAUGUUACUUUAAAGAUGUGCUUCUCAAUUAUUUUUUGUUAUGCCCCCCACUCUGCCAGGACUAUAAACAGUAUCAUUUGUCUAUACAAUUGUUAUAAGUACACCUCUGCCUAACAUUGUAUUCUUAGCAAUGUUAUAGAAAACAAAGAAAUAUUGAAAAAUAAUACAUUUAUUAUUUUUACAUAUUUUACAUUAUACAAAUUUAAAGUGCAUCAAAAGGUCGGGAAUUCAAAAAAAUAAACUAUUCAAACUUGAACCAUUUGAUACCAUUUGAUGAUGAAAAAUAAAAUUAAACUCCAUAAAUGAUUUUUAAAAAAUAAAAAUUGUUCAGCAACAUUAACGCAAGAACACAAUAUAUAAAACACUUGAAUAUAAAAAAAAAAAAUUUGUGCUGUUUUGUUUUUUUUAUCAAAAUGAGAAAUUAGGAUUUAAUGGCUACAAUGAGCUUUUUAAAGGGGGUUUGAAGCAUUUCCCCGGGAUCACACACAACCCCCCGGCAUUGCACCGCCCCCCCAGGGGGUCCGCCCUACUAUUUGAGAAGAACUGCUUUAAACGUUGCCAAUACAUACAUACUGUAUGUAGAUGGCAUUAUUUCCUCAGGUUCCCCUAAACUUGUGGAAACUGUUUUUGCGAAAUAUGCCUAAAGCAUGGCGUCCGAACCGCCAUCUUGAUUGAUAAUAACCACAGAUCUGUAAAUUGAACACACUGUGAUGCAGCAGUAGUGUAGCAACCAGAGCGCUUAACUAAUGUGUUUUUAAAAAUGUUUAUGCUUGUAUGACUGUUAAAAAUAUGAAAACGUUAUUUAAAACUUAAGCACACAGUGUACGCAACACUUGUGGCAACAGUUUGACUGUGGACCUGCUGAGGGUUAUACAACUUUUAAAUUGGCACAGAAACACAGAAUUCAAACGGCCAUCUUUGUGAUUUUUCCUCCAUAGAAAGAUACCAGUAAUGGCAAAAAGUGUAAUGACAACCACAGAUUCAUACAUGGAAUUUACUGCGAUGCAGCGAUACCAUAGUAACCACAGCAGGCUAGUAUAACUUGACAAUAUGAAAAUGCUACUUCCAACAUUACCCAUGCAUACAAAUACAAACACUGGCAACCAUAGUUUGACUCUGGAACGGACCACUUCAUUUCUUAUCACAAAAUGUUGAUUGGGGUGGAGACGAGAUUUUCCACUGUUUAGUCAAGAGUAUAUGUUACAGGAAAAGUUGCACUAGGUAAAAAAGAGAAUACAAAUUGUUAGAUUUUAUUGAGACACGUAUUUAAAUGUAUUUAAAAUGGAUGAACUGAGGAAGUAAAUUUUGCCUUUAUUACUUAGUGAAUAAAGGUUUGCAUAAAUAAACUGUUGUGCCUGUGCAUAGGUUUUAUAGUAGUUAUAUUUUCCCAUUCAACAUUGACAGUACCUUUUAUAUUGGUCACACUCACCACACCAUUUCACUUUCCAGUUUCUGUUAGCAUCGACUCCUCUGCAAUGGAACUUGCGGUUUUUAGAUCGGGUCUUCCUCCAGAAUCGAUCCUAUACAUAUAAGAAACACACCUUUAAUGACUCUGAGGCUUACCUCAGAGGCUCUGGGGGUCCAAUUAGGGUCGGCAUGUACUGUUAAAGGCUUUCAGGGCGCUGUAAUGUUGCUGCGUACUGUUUCUAUUUAAUGAUUCAUAUUUCAUGCUUUGCUCAUAUCGUACUUUGGUCCAGCUGAAGUGGUAUCCAUCCACGUUGAAGACGGGCAUGAUGUAGAAGUUGAGCUGGUUGAGCAAUCGUCGUGUGUUUGGGUCAUAGCGGUAGGAAUUGAUGGCCUGUAAUAUCACAGAAAAACACUUUGAUCGGAUUUAUGGCCUUUGACAAUAAUCUUUAUUCAACCAAAGUGUUCCAAUGUCUUAAAAAUGUACUAUGUUACCAAAACUACUGUAAACCAUUGAUUAAACAAUUGUGCUUAAAAAAACUAAAUGUUCUACUUUUUUAAUAAAAUAAAUAACCAUGUAUGCAUACAACAUGCUUGUAGUCAUUUUGGGAAGACUGAUUGUCCAUUUCAACGGACAAGCCCAAUAAUAAACAAUAUUGGCUGAUAAUGUCAAUGGACAAACCCAAUGAUAAAAAAUAUCGAGUGAUAAGUCUCAUCCAUCUUUUGGUACUGUUUUGAUGAGAAGGAAACUAUAUUUGUUGAAAAAAAAAACAAAUGAUCUACAACGUACAGCGGUUAACAGUUGUACGUUCUCACGUCCACCAUAGUGGACAUUUGACAAAUGUGUUGCCACUGUUUUAAAAAUGGACUAUUUUACCAAAAGUACUUUUGGUGCGCAAAUGGCUUGCUAUUACAUACUGGAGCAGCCAUCUUGGGAUGGUGAAUUGUCAAUUUCAAUGGACAAACCCAAACAAUAAUUUUUUAAUCCGUCAUCUGAUGUACUGUUUUGAUGAGAAGAAAAAAUGUUUUUGAAAGAAACAAACACAUGAUCAGCAGUUUAUUGUAGUAAGCCCUCAUGUCCACUACAGUGGACAUUGAAAACAAUGGUUCAGAUUAUUAAAAACAGACUAUGUAAUUAAAACCAAUGAUUAAACACUCGCACUUACGAGAAAACAUCCAGUUUCUACUUUUC
Molecule: messenger RNA, 4385 nt
Organism: Entelurus aequoreus (snake pipefish)
Lineage: Eukaryota; Metazoa; Chordata; Actinopteri; Syngnathiformes; Syngnathidae
Product: golgin subfamily A member 6-like protein 22
Exons: 2
Coding region: 106-1470 (454 amino acids)
Source: RefSeq, a predicted model, not a curated record